AUGAGCGCGGUGCGCGAAUACCCCAACGAUCCGCUUUGCGCCGACGGCGGCGCGCGCGCCUUCUCGGGGGAAGCGGAGGGCGCUGACGUGUUCCGCGUGAUCAUUGUCGGCGCGGGGCCGGCGGGCCUGGCGCUGGCGAAUUACCUGCUGGCACGUGGCGGCGGCAGGUUCCACGUCAGCGUGAUUGAAAAGGGCGUAGAUCCGCGCGCGGAGGUUGAAGAGGCGGCAGAGAUCGCGCGCCGGUACGCCAUGGGGCUGAGCAUUCGCGCGAUGCACUGCCUGAUGGCCAUUCCGGGAGUCAUGGACAAGGUGCAGCCAGUGCUGGUGAACCCACACGAGAUGGUCAUGCCUGCCUUCGGCCGCCUCAUCAGGUUCUCAGUGCCCAAGGACCCCCCUCAAGGCCUCGUGGGGGCGGACGGGGUGCGUUCCUAUGUGCGCAACCUGUUGGCUGCACGCACGUGGGAUUUCCCCGUACACACGGACCGUGUGUAUCACGACUGGACUGUUGUCAGCAUACCCGUGCCGCCCGCCCUCACACCCACCUCUCUCUUCUUCACUGCGAAGGUCACCAACACAAAAAACAUCGGGGCGGUGGCAAUGCCGCAGGUGGGUGGCGAGAUGUGUCUGGUGUGGGGGUGGAAGUCCACCGACCCGCCUCUAGACUGGCUCUCUCUCGCCUCCCCAGCUGCUGCCAAACAAUACCUCCAUGAGAGAUUGCCCUGGCUGGAUGUCCCUGAGGAAGCUGCCUGGAAGCUGCUGAAGCAGAAGCCAAGGACGAGCAUGCAGGUGAAGUGCUGGCGCUACCAUGACAGUGACGCCCAGGUGGCCCUGAUAGGCGAUGCAGCGCACUCCACGCUGCCCUCUCUGGGCCAGGGCUGCAACGCCUCCAUCACGGACGCGCUCGUGCUGGGCAGGUUGCUGCUGGGGGAGGCGGUAUCUGAGAACGACAGGGUCCCCCGCCCCCUGGGCAAGGAUGGCGCUGCUGCUGGUGGUGGUGGUGGGGAUGGAGGGGCAAGCAUAGAUGUACCAGAGGUUGAGGAGUUGAGGGCAGGCCUUGCAGCCACUCUCUCCCGUUAUUCCGCUCUCCAGGUCCGUGCCCUCAGUUGUCACAUGGGUUUUCAUUCACUCUAUGCACUCCCCUCCCUGCUGGUCAUUGUUUUCAAUCAACAUGGAUUCGAGUCAGGAGCCUGA
This is a messenger RNA of Closterium sp. NIES-65, 1191 nucleotides long. The record is from the annotation of a GenBank genome assembly. NCBI's taxonomy places the organism in Eukaryota, Viridiplantae, Streptophyta, Zygnematophyceae, Desmidiales, Closteriaceae.